This is a messenger RNA of Aaosphaeria arxii CBS 175.79, 1686 nucleotides long. RefSeq lists its product as uncharacterized. NCBI's taxonomy places the organism in Eukaryota, Fungi, Ascomycota, Dothideomycetes, Pleosporales. The transcript has a single exon. The record is from RefSeq and is a predicted model, not a curated record. Bases 117 to 1469 code for a protein of 450 amino acids.
CACGAUUUUGCUUCUCGAUUUCACGUACAUCUCCCCUUCACUUCUGACCCCAAUAUUGCUUUACGUUGAGAGUGGCACAUAUCCCUGUUGUUUGAUUGAAACGUAUAACCGCCAUCAUGUCAAUUCAGCACUAUGGCUGCGAGAUCUGUAGUCAUGCAGCGUCCACUCGCUGUCGUGGAUGUCUCUCGAGCCGUUAUUGCUCGGAAUCUUGCCAAAAGGCAGGCUGGACAAAGCACAAGCUUGUCUGCAAGACAUACAAGGACUUUUCUGACGAUAAACGGCCCGGGCCAGCUUUCCACAGAGGCAUCCUAUUUCCGGAAGACGAUAAACACCCGCGUUUCGUCUGGCUUGAGUUCGAGAGAAGAGACUUCCUUGACCGCGCGGUGGACAUGAUCAAGACGAACCUGAUAGGAAGUGAUGCUGUCGGAGCACAGUUCAAGUCUAUCGGUAUCACUGAUGCGCCUCGUGCUCCAACUCUUACCCGAUCGAGCCAACUCUAUAGUAUUGUGCUUGAAAGGCGGGACGCCAUAAGUAUUGAUGGUCGUCAAAUCAAUGUAUCGAUUAAUAAUCUCUUCGAAAAACGCCACAUCCAAAGGGACCGUUGCUCUGAGUGGAGAGGGCCAGUCGUUGCCUUUGGCAUGAGUGUCAACAAGAACGAUGAGAGCCUUUUCGAGGCGUGCGACCUUCACACCGUCGAUCUGCGUCUUGCAGGCAAUGCAGUCUUCAAAGGCGAAUUCCCCACGACGACUCUGGACUUGCAGCUUGAAACAUUGGUAUCGAGGUUUCUUGUCAAGAGCCGCAGCACUCAAGCCGAUACUGUCUUAGGGGUACGAAUAAACUGCGAAGGUGACGCCUCAUCCAACCGCCGAGAACCUUUGGAACUCGUCACCAUCCCAAGAGACCACAGUAUCUUCCAGGUAACUGUGUCUCCAGCCCUAUCAGAACAACUUGGCUUCCCACUUCUGAUGAAGGCGCUACCUUGCGAUUGGGAUCCGAAAAUGGCAGUACUUACAUCAUGCCCUUACAUGGAGGGUGAUAUGCCAGGGGCUUGCAACGACACGGUCUGCGAUCUAUACAUGCUGGUGGACCCGACAGCCCCGAAACACUGCGCGUCUGGAUCCUGCCUCCGCUCGAACAUUUUGAAGAGUGUCCAAACUUUCACUUCGAGCGGCGAGCUCAAGGGAACAGGAAGUGUACUCGUUGUUCGCCAGGACAGGAAAGAUCUCUCAGUGCAGCAUGUAGAAGCCAUGCAUGGGUUUGCGAACCUACGGCUUGCUCCCGCUCUUUUACCACAAAUCGACGCUUUAAAAGAAGGUCAGGCGGUGGACAAGGACGCAGUUUCUCAGGUGGUCACGAAGGAGAGGUUUCAGGAGUUCUUCGAACAGUGGGAUGAUGCUCAUCCUUGCUCCUGCCACCAAUUUGGGCACCCGUCGCCGUACGAGGUAGACGGGGCAGGAGAGGAAGACUAAGCUUAUCACAACUGCAUCGCGAAGUCGAGCCUCGACCGAUCGAGUUCUCACCAAAGACCAAAUCGGCAACCCACCAAUGUUGGCAGAAUCCUUUUCAAAGUCUCAGAAUCUAUCAAUCAACGGUCCUCACUAUACGCGCAAGUGGAAAAGCAUAUCACGUCUCACCAGAGUAACAUUUGCAACAUCUAGCUCGUACAUUCACCACCAUACAGUUCAG